This is a messenger RNA of Menidia menidia (Atlantic silverside), 4240 nucleotides long. The record is from the annotation of a GenBank genome assembly. Lineage: Eukaryota; Metazoa; Chordata; Actinopteri; Atheriniformes; Atherinopsidae.
AUGAAAAAGGAAGCCCUCCUGUCUCUGAACUGCCACAUAAAGAGCCGCUUUUACACAGUCAAACUCUCAAACGCCACUGGCACCUCCACAGAGGCCGAUUUCACACCCCACCCGCAGUUGGUGAAGCUCAGCAGCUCAGGACAAUCGGUGUCCAUCCCAUGCUUCUGGGCGUGCACUGGAAAACUCCGCCCCUCUCUCUUUCGCCGCCUGCAAGCGGACCGCAAUGAUUUAGAAGUUAAGGAAUCCCACUCCAACGUGGUUUCUUCUGAGCGACUGCUUCACGUUUUCUACACUUGUUUGUUUUAUGAUACUUUGGCCAGAGUGAUGAACUCGGACCAGGAAAGGCCGUACAUUUGCAAUGCUCCCGGCUGUUCUCAGCGGUUCCCCACGGAGGACCAUCUGAUGAUACAUCGACACAAACAUGAGAUGACACUUAAGUUCCCCCCCAUAAAAAACGACAACAUGUUAUCAGACCAGACGCCCACACCUACACGUUUCUUGAAGAACUGCGAAGAGGUGGGAUUGUUUAAUGAACUGGACUGCUCCAUCGAGCAGGAGUUUUGCAAAGCGCAAGAAGAGGAGGACAGUAAACAGAACAUCUCGCUUCAUGGCCAAGCCGGCCAAGGUCACCAGCAGUCCCAUUCACGGAUGGCCAAUCAUGACACCAGCAUCGUGAUCCAGCAGGCCCUGCCCUCUCCUCAAUCCAGCUCUGUCAUCACUCAGGCUCCAUCCACAAACAGACAGAUAGGGCCUGUUCCCGGCUCUUUGUCCUCACUGCUGCACCUACGAAACAGACAGAGACAGCCUCUGCCAGCCUCCAUGCCUGGAACUCUGCCAGACCCGACCAUGCCUGGCUCCUCCGCUGUGCUGAUGCCUAUGGAGAGACAAAUGUCCAUGGGUUCGAAUAUGAUGGGCAUGCAAAGCCCCGCCCACAGCAGCUCCUGCUCCUCUACUCACAUUCCCUCCAUGCACUCAGAAGCCAAACUGAGGCUAAAGGCUGCACUUUCCCACCAUCCUGGUGCCAUCGCCAACGGCAACAUGAAUUCCAUGGGCCACAUGAUGGAGAUGAUGUCAUCACGGCAGGAGCAAGGCGGCCACCACCACAUGCACUCGCAUCCGCACCAGCACCUGCAAGCCCCCCCCCACGCGUACCAGCACCACGGACACCACCACCACAACCAGGGCCAUAACCAGGGUGCACACCACCACCCGCAGGGACACAACCCCCAUCACAACUCCCACAAUCCCCACCUCCAUCCUGGGCACCCACACCAGACGUCACCGCACCCUCCAAUGCACUCUGCUAGCCAGAUGUCACCCGCCACCCAGCAGAUGCAGCCCACGCAGACGCUGCAGUCCCCGCCGCCCAGCGGGGGGCGGCGCAGAAGGGUAGUGGACGAGGAUCCAGACGAACGGCGGCGGAAGUUUCUGGAGAGAAACAGGGCGGCUGCAACCAGAUGCAGACAGAAGAGAAAAGUGUGGGUCAUGUCUUUAGAGAAGAAGGCAGAAGAGCUCACCCAGACCAACAUGCAGCUUCAGAAUGAAGUGACCAUGCUAAAGAAUGAGGUGACCCAACUCAAGCAGCUUCUGCUUACACACAAGGACUGUCCCAUCACCACUAUGCAGAAAGAGUCCCAGGGUUACCUCAGUCCAGAGAGCAGUCCGGCGGGGAGUCCGACCCCAGCAUGCUCCCAGCAGCAGCAGGUCAUCCAGCACAACACCAUCACCACCUCCACUACGACUGUAGGGGGCAGCAGCGUGCACGGGCAGACCAACCACCGCACAGACAUUAACCCCAUCCACUAGGGACCAGAGCUGCAGCUACAAGCCCCCUCCCACCGCCACCCCUGCUCUGUGAGGGUCACCUGCUGCUCACGCCGCCCCUCCCCCUCCGUUAGGAAAAACCUCAAAGGCCUGGGACACUGUUCUUUUUACAGUAGCUACAGUAUAUUUUCAUAGACCAAACCCAUAAAGGCGUAGAAGCUCAGAGGUUUGCUCCCUUUUUGUUUUCGUGCUUGGCCUGAAAGAGAAUUUUGUGAAUCCCAUGCACUAUUUCCUCUGUUGUGUAAUGGGACAAGCUAUGAAACCACAGCGGUCAUGGAAGCAGAGGAGAGAGAAGUGAGCAUCGGACUCUUAAGCAUAAUCUCUAUAAACAUGUCUUACAUCUCUUUAUGCCUAAUGGACUGAGUAACCAGUCAAAUCCCAAUCUAUGUGUCACAUGUGGACAGUGCUGAGCGUUUACAGCCCGUUUUGCAUGCAGAAACCGAGUGAAACUGCUGCCAUGAGGUCAGAAACACAAGAAUAUGCAAGCAGGUAGAAUGCUUUUUUGUUGUUGUUGUCGUUACGACUGUUAACAUUUGUUCUGUCUGCAGUAUUUCUACAGAGCUUUACGAUAUACAGCAUGACAGUGAUGACACUGUAUUACCAAAUGUAAGCAAUACAUCUCAGUAUUGAUCAUCUUCUCCACUGUUCGCCCACUUUACGAUCAGACUGGCCAAGGACAUACGAUGCUGUUUCAGCUACAGAACUGUACACUGUGAUACCGGUGAGGCAGCUCAGGGGUUGAGACCAACUCAGCCUUACUGCAGGACCAACCCAAGCUUUAAUCAUUGAGGCCUCUUUUUUGUGUGUGUGUGUGUGUGUUGUGCAUUGAGAUCCAUAUUUUGGAUCUAAAUUCCAAAUGAAAAUAACCUAUGACUGCACAUGAAUGUUGUUUAUUUCUUCUCCUUUCCCUUCUUUUCACUGCAGAACAAAGUUCAGCAGCUGUGACAGAGCAGCUGACAGAGAAAAGAAAGACAUGCGUGAGAAAGUGAGAAAGAUUUUAACCUUGGUUUUUUUUUCUCUUCUUUUUUUUUUUCUUUGGUGAACUGGCAUCCUUGAAGUGGUCAAUCCUUCGCAUGUUCUCCAAGACGUCACAACGUGCCUGAAUCUCUGUUAGCUUAAUAUAGACAGAAACUUAUUUUAACCAGCUAUUAUCUUUUUUUUUCUUUUUUUUAAAAGAAGUAACUUUUACUCAUUUUAUCUGCAACAUAAAAGGCCAAAAACCCUUUGUGUCCCAGAUGGAUAUAUGCCUGACCUUUUCUGUCACCCUGCCUGCCUUGAAACUUAAUACCUUCACUCCACAGCUCCUCUUUCUUUCCUCCUCCCUAUGACCAGGAAUGUCAGUUUGUUAGCAUGAAGACCACAAUGCACUGUGUUUUACAGUAGGACGAGUGAAAUACAUUCCACUGACAGGUGGAGCAAUCGCAGAGCUGUCCUUUGCACUUUGUCCUCUGUAAUACCAGAGGGUGAAAUAGCCAUAUUAAGGUCAGAGUAAUUCUCAGUGAUCCCCCAUCUUCACACACCAGCGUUUGUGUGUUUGGCUCUCUGGAGAGACUGUGCCUGGCUUUCUUCUAACGGGAACUUGGAGCGUAACAUAAGAAAGCCACCGUUUCAUUUGUGCUUUUCUUAUCAAGGAAAAAAAAAAAAGUUCUCGUGUAAGAUGAAGAAAUCGAAAGUGCGGGAAUUUGUAGUUUUUAUGUCAUUUCUUAACUUUGGAAUCUGCAUGUGCAGUUCAGUAUGUGUGUCGAUGAGUCAGAGAGAUUCUCUUGAAAAGGGCUCUGUUGUACCAACCCUCUGGACUAAUGCUUGCCUUAUUUUCACGAUUCAAAACCCUAUUUGAAUUAAACCAUUCCAACUUUUUGUGGCUUAAAUGCUGGUUACCUUAAAAUUCUUUCAACUGGAGUUAUUCGGUUGACCUACAAGCUACAUCUGACUUUCAUUUUUGACUGCGGAUUCAGGUUUAGAAGAAAAAAAGUUCUCGUGUAGGCAAACAAAGAGGUCGAGAUGGAAGUGCAGCAUAUGUGUGUAUCUCUGCGGAUUUGUGUGUGAGAGAAUGACUAUUCCAACGUAGUAAUGAUGCAAUUGUAUUAUUUUAAAUCUAAAACUAUAAAUAUUGUACAUAAUAUCAUUAAUUUCUAUAAUCGUGUACAUGUAAUGCAACCACCUUUCUUUUUGAAGGGAGAGUAAAUGUGGUACGUUUGUAAAUAAUGUUUUCAUAGCACUUGUUGCCUUUUGUUGUACGUCGAUGAUCAUUACAGCGCUUAAGUACAUUGUUGAUGUGUAAUGAACUGAUGACUCCCAUCUUGCCUGCAUAACUUUGUACAUUUUUGUGUGCAUUUGUCUUGUGAUUACAUUGUCCUCAUGUUAUUUUGCAUUUGUACAGACGUUACAGUUACAUUAUGGUAUGAAAAUAAAGCAC